Molecule: messenger RNA, 595 nt
Organism: Diabrotica balteata
Lineage: Eukaryota; Metazoa; Arthropoda; Insecta; Coleoptera; Chrysomelidae
Source: the annotation of a GenBank genome assembly
GUUACAAUAAUACAAAACAAUACUUGAAGUCAAGUGGAUCUUUUUUGAAGUGUUUGACUUCUAAUAUAUAAAGCGAAACCUGCAGUGUACAAUUAUUAUUGUAAAAUAUAAUUCUCCAACAUGAAAACCAUAUUGAUUUUGGCACUUUUCAGCUGCAUUGCUCUUACCAUCUACGCUCAAGGUCCUGAGCCUACCAAAGGACCUGAACCUGAGCCUACUGGUGAGCCUGAUGAACAAAGGUGCGACACUUGCGUAACAUUGACAACUAUAAUCAGAGACUACAUUGACGAAAAAGUUCCACUGGAUGAGGUUAAAAAGGAUCUUGAUAGAAUAUGCCACGAUUUGCCAGAUCAGUUGAAAGAAGUUUGCGAAAAGGAAUUGCUUCCAAAUCUUGACAGAGCCUAUGAAGAGCUCCAAAAACAUACACCUUAUGAGUUGUGUCAACAUUAUAAAUAUUGUUAAAAAGUAUUAAGAUUUUAAUAUGUAAAUUUAUAUAUAAAAGUACAAAAUAAAUUUUUAAAUUCUCAAACUAUGAUUUAUUGUAAUCAAGUAACCAAAAAUUUUCCUCAGUAUAUUUUUUCUUCUCUUAAUAUAA